Molecule: messenger RNA, 1560 nt
Organism: Odocoileus virginianus texanus
Lineage: Eukaryota; Metazoa; Chordata; Mammalia; Artiodactyla; Cervidae
Source: RefSeq, a predicted model, not a curated record
AUGUUCAAGGAAAACUACACAGAGGUGACUGAGUUUAUCCUUCUGGGACUGACAGAUCCAGCUGAGUUGCAGCCUGUCCUUUUUGUGGUCUUCCUAGUCAUCUACCUGAUCACAGUCUUCGGCAAUGUGAGCAUGAUUUUGUUAAUCAGAGCUGACUCAAAGCUUCAGACUCCAAUGUACUUCUUCCUCAGCCACCUCUCCUUUGUAGAUCUCUGUUCUGCCACCACUGUCACUCCUCAGAUGCUGGUUCAUUUCUUAUCUGAGAGAAAAACUAUUUCCCGCCUUGGUUGCUUUAUACAGUUUGACUUUUCCAUGUCCUUGGGGAUCACAGGUGGCUAUAUUCUCACAGUGAUGGCCUAUGACCGCUACCUGGCCAUUGGCAAACCCCUGUUAUAUGGCAGCAAAAUGUCCCGAGGUGUCUGUGUCUCCCUUGUUGCUGCUCCUUAUAUUUACGGCUUUGCAAAUGGUCUUGCGCAGACCAUCCUGAUGCUCCGCCUCUCCUUCUGUGGACCCAAGGAAAUCAACCACUUUUACUGUGCGGACCCACCGCUGGUAGUCCUGGCCUGCUCAGACACUUAUGUCAAAGAGACUUCCAUGCUCAUUGAAAACUACACAGAAGUGACUGAGUUUAUUCUCCUGGGACUGACAGAUCAAGCUGAGUUGCAGCCUUUCCUUUUUGUGGUCUUCCUAGUCAUCUACCUGAUCACAGUCUUCUGCAAUGUGAGCAUGAUUUUGUUAAUCAGAACUGACUCAAAGCUUCAGACUCCAAUGUACUUCUUCCUCAGCCACCUCUCCUUUGUAGAUCUCUGUUCUGCCACCACUGUCACUCCUCAGAUGCUGGUUCAUUUCUUAUCUGAGAGAAAAACUAUUUCCCGCCUUGGUUGCUUUAUACAGUUUGACUUUUCCAUGUCCUUGGGGAUCACAGGUGGCUAUAUUCUCACAGUGAUGGCCUAUGACCGCUACCUGGCCAUUGGCAAACCCCUGUUAUAUGGCAGCAAGAUGUCCCGAGGUGUCUGUGUCUCCCUUGUUGCUGCUCCUUAUAUUUACGGCUUUGCAAAUGGUCUUGCGCAGACCAUCCUGAUGCUCCGCCUCUCCUUCUGUGGACCCAAGGAAAUCAACCACUUUUACUGUGCGGACCCACCGCUGGUAGUCCUGGCCUGCUCAGACACUUAUGUCAAAGAGACUGCCAUGUUCGUGGUGGCUGGUUCCAAUCUCACGUGUUCUCUCACCAUCAUCCUCAUCUCCUACAUUUUCAUCUUUAGAGCCAUUCUGCGUAUCAGCUCUGCAGAAGGGAAGCGCAAAGCCUUCUCCACCUGUGGGUCUCAUCUCACAGCUGUCUUUGUAUCUUAUGGGACACGGUUUUGCCUGUAUGUGAGGCCCCCUUCUGAGACCUCUGUAGAACAGGGUAAAAUUAUAGCUGUUUUUGCUGUUUUUGUCAGUCCUAUGCUAAACCCUUUCAUCUAUAGCCUUCGGAACAAAGAUGUUAAAAGGGUAAUAAAGAAAGUGAUUCAAGAGAAAUUGUUUUUCAAUUCGGGUACACAUUUGAUCAAUGGUAUGUAA